Messenger RNA from Linum trigynum, 1752 nucleotides. The record is from the annotation of a GenBank genome assembly. Lineage: Eukaryota; Viridiplantae; Streptophyta; Magnoliopsida; Malpighiales; Linaceae.
AUGGAGUUCCACCGCUUGCAUACUGGUUUGCAGCGGGAGGCGGAUCUAGGGUUUGGGAGGCGAAUCAGGAUUUCUCCACGACAGCAGGUUCUUGCAGACACGACGAAGAAAACCUAUGCCGAGGCCGUUAAGAACAGGGGAUUUUAUGGAGCGGGUCGUUGCAGCAUAAGAGGUAAAGGCGCAGACCGCUUCAUUGAUAUUGAAGACGUCGGGGUGUCAGAGAGAUGUGAACUGCUGGGUAGAAGCUUGAUCAUUACUUUUAAGCCGACAGCUGGGGAGUGUUUUGUCCGGGACGACGCUAAGGACUUCAAGCGAUGGGCGAAUCGGCAUUGGGCCACCGAUGACAAUUUCGACUGGCACUAUUUUGACAACGGGAAGUGGCUUCUAUCAUGCCCAAGUGUUCAACACGCUGUCCGCAUCAGAGGCUUCAAUCAGUGCUCCUUUAAAAAUUUCAAUAUCCUCAUCUCGUUUUGGCCGGAGGAGGGUCAGAAGGAUUGGUACGAUGAUUCUCAAUGGAUUUUGGUAUUUGGGAUCCCGCUUCAUCUGAAAAGCAUCGAUCUUAUUAAUUUGAUCGGAAGAUUUUGUGGCAAAUUGUUAGAGGUCGAUUGGAAUCACUGGUCCGCGGACUUCAUUCGCAUUCGGGUGAGAAUGAUCGAUGAGCCGCCGUCGACCAUCCCUGUUCGGUUCGCCGGGGAGCGGUUCUCGAUCCGAAUCAUCACGGCGCCGAUGUCCGCUCAGAAAGGGAGACCCGCCUCGGAAGCCGAUUCAAGCGGGGAGUUGAAACGCCUUGCAUCGUGCAAUGCCCCCAUGCAUCCAAUGCAAGGCCACAUGUUGAAGCGACCGAGGGUGAAUCAAUUGGUGGAUACCCCGAGGCGUGCUGAUUCUCUUUCGGCGGUGGGACCCGGCCAACAGCAGCUCACCGAUAACGUCAACUACUUCGCAGGGCCCAGGCGGCUUGGGAGGAAAAUAUGGGUCAGGAAGUUCGGCCCUAUCAACCGCCCCCCUCUGGGCCUUUCACGGGGGUCUGCUUGUGUGGAGGAGGACUGGGCCUUGUACAGGCCUGGGCCCACGCCUUGUGUGCAGGAGGUCAGUGUGAAUAUGCUUAGGUCCGUGUACCAGUUGUUGUCCAGGCCCGGGCCCAGAUUUAACCCUGCUGUGGACGAAUUGGGUUGGCUUUGUUCGGUUUUCAUUCCAGGGGUUAGACCCGCUAAUUCUGUUGCUCCAAUUCGCAACCUUUGCCCACCGUUUUGUAUUAUCUCUUUUGGUCUAACCUCACCUUCUUCCCGAUCCAUAUACUCCGAUGACCCAUCUGUUCCAGUCCCCCUGGCCAUUACCUCUCCUCCCUCCUCCUUUCACAGUCAGUGCUCAGAUCUAACCAGCCCGCCUUCAUCCCCCGGUUCGCAUUUCGCGUUGAGUUCCAGCUUCGGGGAUUUUGAUUUUCCUUCCCCCUCGUGCGUUCCGGACAGUCAAGCUAGGGUGGGAAGUCAAGACGAUUUCCCCUUUGACGCAGCAACUCUCGUGGCCACCAGCAUUGAAUUGAGCAGUUUAUUCAAGAUUGAAAUGGAGGGUGGAGCGGAUAAUGUGGUGAAAUUGAUAGAGAAUACCGCCAGGGAAAUGCAUCAGAGAAAAGUGCGCCAACCCAGGUCCAAACUUGAAAUGGAAAGACACAGACUAGGAUUGAUUGAGGUGCCAGUUUCAGGUGAUCGCAGGAGCCGCAGAAGGGGUGGGGAUGAACAUGCUGAACCAGUAUAA